This is a messenger RNA of Caenorhabditis elegans, 685 nucleotides long. It is a transcript of the gene C17B7.4, whose product is annotated as T20D4.11-like domain-containing protein. The transcript has 3 exons. The coding region runs from base 40 to 627 and encodes 195 amino acids. The record is from RefSeq and is marked reviewed. Lineage: Eukaryota; Metazoa; Nematoda; Chromadorea; Rhabditida; Rhabditidae.
CAGUUUUGAAUCAAAAUCUCAAUUUGGUAAUUGCCGGGAAUGAGGUGUUACACCAUUCUUGGAGCAUUCCUCCUUGCAAUCGUUUAUGGAUCCAGCCCGAAUAGUGAAACAAGUAUUAUCGAGUCAGGAACUGGAACAAAUUGCACUGAACUCACAUUUAAAAAAUUCUUCGUGUGCCUUUAUCGAUUCGGAGAUUUCAUGACAAAAAUGUAUUUUUUGGAUGUGAAGAGUCCAAAUAGUAUGAAUAAAUUCAAAACAUCAUGCCUCUCCAUGGCCGACUGCACCGAGUCUUUCGAGUGUCAAAAUAAUAAAGAACCUACCGACUCCUCCAAAAAAGUGAGGGAGUCUUGUGAGACGCUGAACUUCCUGGGCACAGAUUUUAUAACCUGUCUGACAAAGUUGGAGGAAUUGAAGCCGGCCCCCGAGUGUUACAAGACGUGGGGUCCGUUUGAUGGAUUUAUCAUAAAAGACAAGCUUCCGGACGAAUUGUGCAAAAACAUGGUUGGAAAAGACAAUUGCAUGAAGAAAUUGGUCAGCGAAACUUGUGGAGAGGAGGACUCGCAGAAAUUGUUGAAUAUGCUCAAAAAUACAACCGAAUAUAGACACUGUGACUUCAGUAAACUCUAAGCUGAAAUUGCUCAAAGCUAUUUUAAUUGUUUUUUUUUCUGAAAUAAACUCUUAGAGA